AGUUAUAACCCAGACACCUGGAGUGGUGAUGGUGAACGCUGGUGAUACAGUGACCUUGAAAUGCCAUUUGAGUGAGAUUAUCACCUACUGCUUCUCUGUGAGUUGGAUGAAAGUGGACCCCAGGACUGGAACACACAGCAUGAGUACAGACUUAAAGGUUGAUAACAUUUCAAAGGACCAGGAACAGGACAACCUAUGUUCUGUUACAUUCACCAAUGCAAAAGUGAGCGACUCUGGCAUGUACUACUGUUCGGCUGUUCACUCCAAAAUGGUGUACUCUGGCAAUGGUUCUAAGGUUAUUGUUUUGACAGAGAGAGAAAGGGUAGGGAACAGCACUAAAGCCCCAACCAUCCAAAUCGUCUCUUCGCCAGAGGGUGACAGCUCCUUCAUCCCUCUGCUGUGUUUGGUGUUGGAAGUGGUCCCGUCUCAGGUCCGUGUGUUCUGGCUCAUAGACGGGAGAGAAGAGAGUGGACUCACUGACUCCACCUGGACAGACAACAGUGAAUCAGCCACAGAGUUCACUAGGAACCAGAUUCUUGUCCAGGCAGAGGAGUGGAACAGACGAGCAGAGUUUACAUGUGUGGUGGAGUUUGAGGGGAAAAAUCUCACCAAAACACUGCUGCAACACAAUGGUAAUUGCAUGAGACCCAGAUUUACUAAGCUUUUGCACCUGUUCUUUCAGUAA
This is a messenger RNA of Salvelinus namaycush (lake trout), 685 nucleotides long. Its product is annotated as immunoglobulin kappa light chain-like. Bases 29 to 685 code for a protein of 218 amino acids. The transcript is spliced from 2 exons. The record is from RefSeq and is a predicted model, not a curated record. Gene Ontology annotation, cellular component: plasma membrane. NCBI's taxonomy places the organism in Eukaryota, Metazoa, Chordata, Actinopteri, Salmoniformes, Salmonidae.